AUGAACUUCGACUAUGGUAUAGUCAGACCCAACCGGUUUCCUGAAUCCCGGUUUCCUCAUCCUUUUUUCUAUAAUCACCAGGAUCUGGAGGCUAUCAAAUACUCUGAAGAAUGGAACAUUAUUUACAUAUCACAGUUGAUUCGCGAAAAGCCGGAAUGGAAACGAAAGAGUAAGCAAAUAUCGAUAGUUGCAAAUUGGAAAUCAGAGAUCGAAUCUCAGUUCAGAGACAAAACAGACUACUUUGAAGACAUAUGGGACUAUGUAAUGAAAGAAUUAGAAUGGUACAUCGGUGUAGAAAGAAACUUUCCGGGACUUGAAAAAAAUGGAUUUACCAUUGGAUGUGAUGAUAAGGUGGUGUUCUCAGAUACGGUAGUUAGUUCCAAGACGAAGGAAAAGCUAGCCACCUGUGUAAACAAUUUCGUAGAACAUGAGUUCAAGGAUACUGGUCCUGAAUAUCAUCCUGGGAGUAACGAUCAAGUAGUCGACAUAGUCCAUCCUUCCUUGUACCCACUUCAAUAUGGAGUUACGCCAUACAAUGCUACAAGGAAUGAGAAAGGCAUGUCUAUUAUACAGUUUGAUGAGUCUGUUGGUAAAUGUAAGUAUGGGCCAGAUAUAUGGGCUCAAUCGGAAUCAUUUCUGUGGCUCCCAGCUCUAAUGAGUCUCUCAAAAGAUUCUUGGAAUUCUACCACUUACCAUUUCCAAUCGUACAUAAAUAAUUUGCACCCAAAGUAUGAGGAUUUGUAUCAUGUUAUCGAAGAUGUAUUCAAUGCGGCGGUUCCAGGUUUGAAUUUUGUUUUAUCAAGAUACAAGACGAAGGCAUUUAAUAGGAUACCAAUUAGUGAGAGUAGCUAUUAUACGGAAGAGUGGGAAAAGAUGACUGAAGAUUAUUGGGAGAAAGAAGAGCAAGAAAACAUUUCGAAUGAUGAAUAUGAAACAUUUCAUGCUCAAAGAGUAAAUUACUUGAAGCCGCUAUCGAUUAAUUACGAAGUAGAUCCACCAGUAGACUAUACGUUUGAUAUAAGGGACACUUUUGGCUAUUUAAAGGUUAUUGUCAAAUUGGCAAACAUUGAAUUGACGCCAGAGAAGCCAUUUUACGCAGGCGGAACUUGGCACAUUGAAGGUACCAUCAAUGAGGAUAUCGUUGCAACUAUUUUGUACUAUUAUAAUUGUAAUAAUAUAACUGAAUCCCGAUUAACUUUCAGAUCGUCAUUUGAAGACCCCGAUUACGAUCAAGGUGAUACCAUUGCGUUAGACAAGCUCUUCGGAUUGAAAGACGGCGAUAUAAUGAACAGAAUAGUUGGAGACAUCAAGUGUCAAGAAGAUAGGCUCUUAGUAUUCCCUAAUGGUUUUCAGCACAAAGUUGAACUGUUCGGCUUAGAAGACAAGACUAGAGCUGGUCAUCGUAAAAUCUUGUGCAUGUUCCUUGUAGAUCCAUAUAAUGACAAAGUUGUCACAUCAGCACAAGUACCACCACAGCAAUAUUCUUGGUACGAACAAGAUAGAAUAGACGAGCCAAUUAGAGAACAAUACUUAAAAGAAAAAGCAGAACUAGAUGUGAACAAUGAGUUCUUCAACCCGCCAGACAAAUGGGACAUGUUACAGUUCUUUGGCUCUAAAUGGAGACAAGAGGUCGAUGAGUUGAAGAACGAAGGUGGCAGGGUCAGCUGGCCGAUGUCAUUAGACGAAGCAAGGGAAAUUAGAAAGAAAUUAAUGGACGAGAGAAAGGUCCCAGAAGAUCCAGAAGAUGGUUUGGCAUUCACCAGGGAAUUUGCACUAUGCGAGCAUUGA
Dujonia railenensis is the source of this 1788-nucleotide messenger RNA. The record is from the annotation of a GenBank genome assembly. Lineage: Eukaryota; Fungi; Ascomycota; Pichiomycetes; Serinales; Debaryomycetaceae.